AUGAGUGGUCCUUCUAGCAUCCUCAGCAGCCUAUGGAGCAUCCUUCGGUACCUGUUUCUCUUAGUCUGGAUCGAACCUUGGACCAAACCACACAUCAACGGUGACACGACACCUGACACCUACGAGGCGUGGUACACUGGACAGUUCGAGUACGAUGCUAUUCAUGGAGUCGAUAAUUGGGUCACGAUAGACCGUCACUCGAGCUACGACUGGCACAUCCUUCGAACACUAAGGCGAGACCUUGAACGAUGCCGACGGAUGGGAGAUGAGAGAGGGUUAUGCAGCCAGCUGAGAGCACAAAGCUCCCGUAAUAUGUGCCGGAUUCUAUCUCCUGCAUUGUACCGGAAAUCAAAGAUACAAACCAAACGACUGAUCCACGACUAUGUGACGGAAGUGCGCCACUGUAUCGCAUACAUCUCAGAUCGGAACGCCCUUACCAAUGGAGUUGCUCCAGUUGUUCCAGCACAAGAGAAGCGCCAAGUUAUCAUUGACAUGCGCACUGCCCUUGGCCGUACGAGUCUGGUGCUUCAAGGAGGUGCUAUGAUCAGUAUGUGUCAUCUUGGGGUGGUCAAAGCACUUUACCUACAGCGGCUGCUUCCUCGGAUCAUUACAGGGACAUCAUCAGGAGCUCUGAUUGCUGCACAUAUAUGCGUGACAAAAGACGAAGACUUGAUUGGCGUACUGGAGGCCACCAACAUCAACCUGGAUGCGUUCCUUCGCUCUCAAGAAAGAUGCGCUGCGAGUGGUCCCGUAUCAUGGUUCAACUCCUCCUUUCUCGCAACCAUCAAACGACGUUAUCAACGCUAUCGAACUUCCCACCACGUAUUCGACAUCGACGUGCUGCACGAAUGCACGCGAGACAAUCUGGGGGAUAUCACAUUUGAAGAGGCGUAUGCAAAGACAGGAAGAAUUUUAAACAUCACCAUCGCCAUGUCCGAGGUAGCGGGAACACCGCAACUCCUAAAUUACCUGACGGCGCCUCACGUACUGGUCCGAUCCGCAGUGGUGGCGUCCAUAGCGACCUCGAAAGCCAUGUACGCUCCUGUUCAUUUACUGUGCAAGAGUGCCACGGGCGAUAUCACUUUGUAUUUUGCUGCCGAUUUCUCGGAGAAGGGCUGUAAUCUGCAUCGACAGGCCUCUGUCCACCCGGAAGCGCCGCUGACACGGAUAGGCGAAUUGUUCAACGUCAAUCACUUCAUUGUGUCUCAGUCCAGACCAUACAUAGCUCCCUUUAUUCAACUACAGAACUUUGCUGACCGUCAUCAACCUCUCGGUAUCCUAGUUCGCUUUGUUUUGGACGAACUGCUGCACUGGCUGCAGGUUAUGAAUCACUUCGGGAUGCUACCAACCUUUCUCCAGCGGGUUUUGAUGGACGAAGUCGUACCAACUCUCGCAUCCUGGUCGAAAUUGUCCAUCACACCGCAACUCGGACUGUGGGAUCUCCUCAGCACAUUUGAUACUCCUACCCCAGAGAAAUUGCAGAAGUGGAGCACUCGAGGUGAGAAGUGCACCUGGCCGUAUAUCUGUGAGCUGAAAGUUAGAUGCGACAUCGAGCUGGAACUUGACGUUGCUUACACGAAUCUCCGCCGGAGAGGAGGAAUGGGAUCGGUUAUCAGGCAUAGAGCAGACCCAUAG
Messenger RNA from Fonsecaea nubica, 1635 nucleotides. RefSeq lists its product as hypothetical. Bases 1 to 1635 code for a protein of 544 amino acids. Gene Ontology annotation, molecular function: triacylglycerol lipase activity. NCBI's taxonomy places the organism in Eukaryota, Fungi, Ascomycota, Eurotiomycetes, Chaetothyriales, Herpotrichiellaceae. The transcript has a single exon. The record is from RefSeq and is a predicted model, not a curated record. Gene Ontology annotation, biological process: lipid metabolic process.